UACACAGUCCUGUGGAUGCUGGAGCGCGUGCAGGGAGCUGACCGGCUGGGGGCGUGUCUGAAUCUGAGUGGGCGCUCCCUAUUGGUGGAGACCCAUCCUGGUUACCAACCAACACAACACACUGGCCACAUGAGAAAACGGCGAAAAAACUCCUUAAACAUAUCAGUCAAAGUAUUCCGUUAUUGUGACAUGCGAAAAACACAGGAUCCAGAUUUCAGUGAGAUUUGUCAAGUCGUCGGCCCUCUUCAAAAUGUGGGAUGGGGAUAUUAUGUGAACACCUUUAUCUGCAGCCACACGAUGGAAAACGAGGAGAGUAAGCCGUGCCAAGGAGGGAAGCUUGCUUCUGCUGUGGAUGACACUCUGGAUGAAUAUUUAAUUGCCCUCCAGCACAAAAACAGGGUCCUAAAACGCAUCAAAGUCAAAGACCCGAGGGAGAUUGAGCUGGAACGUCUUGAGCAGGGUUUUUCCAUUUAUGUCAACGGAGCCAAUGCCGAAGCCAGCAGGAAGCAGCCAAAGACCCCAAAGUCCAACACCUCGACACCAUCCUGGAGGCCUGCACGAACAGCAGAUGUCUGUAGAAGCGCCCACCAGUUAACUGAAGAAAGCCAUAAUCUGGAGCGCACUCACAAACAGAGGAGUCACACAGCCCCAGGAGCUGUCCAGAGGAAAAAAUGGGUGCAGGAACCUAUUUGGAUUCGAACAGAGACGGGACCAAGUUUGUACGUUCCUCCAGAAACACGCUACUCUGAAGAUUUUGAGCCCUAUGAAAGCAUAGACAUGGAGAGCUCCAGUCCACGCUCACCUCAUAGCCCCUGCUCCCCAAGGGACACCUGCAAGGUGUCACACUCCUUCAGUACCAGGCCUGAUAGCCAAGCGGGUCAAUCGAAUCAGGAGCACAGCGAGAAAGUACUUCUCAACCUUGAGGAAGUGAAGGUUUUGCGUCGCAGCCUGGAGGUUAGCAUGCGGCGGAGCAACCGUGGCUCAGCAGGGGAGGAGUCAGAUGAGGAGUGGGUGGAGGAGCAGAUUGAGAGGGAUGAGAGCACCGAGAGUCUGGACGAACUGGGAUUGCCUCUCUCAUCCUCUAAGUCCUCUUCCAACUCUCGCCCCAGUGACUCCCACAGCCAUUUUGACCCAGCAAACCUCAUAGUCCUGGACUUUGGACCCUCACCUAAAGGUCGUAAGCUUGAACACUCUCUGUCUGCAAAAAGGAAAGACAACAGUGAUGCCUUUAUACCAACCAAGCCUAUCCUGGUGAAGAGCAAAACAUUAGACAGACCUCCUUCAAAAGACUGGGAUGAUCAGAGGCCGAGGAGUCGGGUGGAGAGGCCCCUGUCAGCAGCCAGAAAGGCUUCUGUCGAGGAGCGAGACCCAGAGGACACGGUGUGCAGGGUGCGGCAAGCCAUCCAGAGAGAGAAUAACCUGGUGCAGAGUCCUGACGCCUUCAGCCGCAACACGGGCAGGGGUCACCAGAUGAUGAAUGGCCUUGUGCAUAACAGCACCCAUGACAAACAUGACAGCAGUGUCAGUUUGGCCAUGCAAAGAAUCACGCUUAUGGGCCCCAGGCAACAACAGAGACUGCUAAAGGCCUUGGAGGAACUUGAAGCUGGACCCAACUACAGUAUUCCUGAGUGUGUCAAAACUGAGUAUAGCAACAGCAAACAGCUGAGAAGACAGUCCUCGUCAGAGGUCACACCUGCAUUGUAUGUUACCAUGGAGAUCCUUUCAAACUGGGGGAACGCGCUGCAGGUUGGUCUGACUGAAUUGCAGUUCUUCUGCCUCAGGAACAAGAAGCUGUAUGUGUCACCUCAUGACCUAGACAUCAGGAACACUGAUUACCCUGGUAAUCUGGGGGCACUCGUUAAUGGAAAAGCAAAGACCACCAAAGAGCGUCACAUGUGGACAUGUCCAUUUCACCCACCAAUCCAGCUCUACUUCAUCAUUCGGAACACAGAGCGCUCCCUAGACUUUGGAAUGUCCCGCAUCAAAAUCUGGAACUACAACAGGAGCCUAAAUGACCUUGACAUUGGUGCACGACAUAUAAAGCUGUACCUUAACAGCACACUGGUGUUUGAGGGUGAGCUCAAGAAAGGCUGUGGUAACCAGGUUUUUGACUACAGCACUACUGUAGACCUCCAGGACUUCCAGAUCUCAGACUUGUUUUCAAGCCCAGUGUCUUCUGGACACAGUCUGCGUGGUAUCAGCCCCCAGCGCAGUGAUGAGAGGAAAGAGACCAGCAAUAUCCAGCGACACCAAAGUUCAACACCGCAGCUAUCAGAGGCAGCAGGACAGGCUAUGAUAGACAUGCAGGAGAAAUCCCAUACACCACUACCACCCAUCACUCCCUCUCCCUUGGGGGUUUCAUCUUCCGCCCGUCGGCUCUCCUCACAAAGGAACUCUUUUGAUCUGUCAUUCUCAGAGGAAGGCGUCUCUCACAGGCAGCAGGUGGAGCAGCCAGCAGUCAUAGAGCAGACGGUCACCACCCAGCCGUCCUCCUCCCGGGUGACCCCCCAGUGGCUGCAGCCCCUGAACAGAGGAGCUCCUGAAGGCUGCGAGACCAGCAGGGAAAAGCCCCGCUGGCUGGUGCCUCAGCACUCCGCCGAGUCCAAAUCCCCUUCAGUGUCAUCGUCGUCAAUGCUCCCAGAGCUGCCGUGUAAUCCUGGACGAGUGUGCCGAGGAGUGGAGAGGACAGCAAACGGUGGACAGUGGAAGGGGGACUCUCUGGAUCUGAACUGUGAUCUGCUGGAGGAGCUCGGAGAGCAAAAGCCAGACAGGCCCAUCAGUGGACGCAGGAGCUCAUUUAGAAACACUGGAGUCACUGCGAGGCUCACUGAGGAGCAGCAGUUAAGGCCCGUUCCACUGGCAAGCACAGAGGAGCCACUUUCAUUGGUGAAUGCGAGCCGGAGGCAGUAUCCCCCUCGGGCCCAGCUGCACAGCCAGCAGGAUGACACCCUCAUGGAAUCCUGGGACUCCCUCACUAAGUUCAACCAGUACCAGCGUGGACGCAUCUCAAACAUGGCUUUUGAGGGUGAUAUCUUUGAUGAAUUCCUCCAGCGCCAGGGCCGUGGUCCACCCUCAGUCCCAACCAACCCCUCCUCAGCGCCGAGAAGCCCACUUUCCUCCCUGACUGCUCCUCAGGGGGUGCUGGGUGAAGUCCCUGAUGACGACCCCUCCAUGGAGCGGGAGGAAGAGUUUGAGAUCCCAGUGCUGCCUCAGGGCCAAAGGCUGGUGAUCAACAUCCUGUCCACCUGGGGUGAUCGCCACUAUGUGGGCCUCAAUGGCCUGGAGGUGUUUAGUUCCAGUGGAGAGCCUCUUCGACCUGCUCACAUCUGCGCCGACCCUCCAGACAUUAACAUUCUCCCGGCUUAUGGCAAGGAUCCUCGUGUAGUCACUAACUUGAUUGAUGGUGUUAAUCGCACGCAGGAUGACAUGCAUCUUUGGCUGGCCCCCUUCACUCCCAGUCGCAGCCACACCAUCUUUCUGGACUUUGGCACCCCCUACCAGGUGGCCAUGAUCCGCGUGUGGAACUACAACAAAUCACGCAUCCACUCUUUCCGUGGGGUAAAAGAGGUGGAGAUGCUUCUGGAUGGCAGAUGCAUAUUCAGAGGCGAGAUUGCCAAAGCGUCUGGAACCCUGUCCGGAGGGCUGGACCAGUUUGGAGAUACUAUCCUGUUCACCACUGAUGAUGAGAUCCUAGAGGCUAUGUCUCGUUACGAUGAAACCUUCCUCAGUGAAGACGAGGGUCCUGAAAACCUGGUGCAUGAGGAGGAGCUGCAGAGGCCACGUACAGCAGAUGGAGAGGGAGAGGAACGACCAUUUACACAGGCUGGAUUCAGAGAGGAAGACCUCACCCUGAAACUCCACCUCAACCCUACCUUGAGCCAGUCUGGAGACAACUUGGAACAUAUUCCUGGGAUGUACACAGGAAAGUGCCUUAGACUAGAGCUGGUGUUGACCUGGGGUGACUCCCACUACGUGGGUCUGACAGGGCUGGAGGUGGUGGGGAAGGAUGGCGAGAGUUUACCUUUGGACCUCAGUAUGAUGGCCGCCUCACCCAGGGACCUCAAUGACCUGCCAGAGUACGGACAUGAUCUACGCACGAUAGAUAAACUUAUAGACAGCCACAACAUCACCACUGAUGACCUGCACAUGUGGCUGAUCCCUUUCUCCUAUGGAGAGUCUCACACCUUGACCAUUACCUUCAACAAGGCCCAGACCAUCGCUGGACUUCGCAUCUGGAAUUACAACAAGUCCCCAGAAGACUCUUACAGAGGGGUCAAAGUGAUCCAUGUGUUCAUGGAUGAUAUUGCCAUCUCCCCAACGGACGGAUUCCUGAUCAGGAAAGGACCAGGCAACUGCCACUUUGACUUUGCUCAGGAGAUCCUCUUCAUAGACUUUCUUCAGACGGCCACAGAUAACAAGAGCGCAGAUGACUCCAGGGGAAACCCCAUGAAGCCCGAACAGGCCAGCAUGGACUAUGAGGCUCCCAUCAUGCCUUGUGGGUUCAUCUUUCAGCUGCAGCUUUUAACAAACUGGGGUGAUCCGUACUACAUCGGGCUCAACGGCCUUGAGUUUUACGACCAGAACCAUGAGAAGAUCAGUCUUAGUGACAACAACAUUGCUGCUUUUCCAGACAGUGUGAAUGUGCUGGACAAUGUGACAGGUGAUGUGAGGACUCCAGAUAAAUUAAUAGAUGGAGUCAACAGCACCCAUGAUGGAAGGCACAUGUGGUUGGCCCCAGUGCUGCCUGGACUGGUGAACCGUGUGUAUGUCAUCUUCGAUCAGCCUGUGACUGUGUCCAUGAUCAAGCUGUGGAACUACUCGAAGACUCCACAUAGAGGAGUGAAGGAGUUUGGGCUGCUGGUGGAUGACCUCCUGGUGUAUAACGGCAUCCUGGACAGCGUAAGCCAAGUGGCACGAGGCAUUCUGCCCACCUGUGAUCCGGUGGUACCAUAUCACACCAUCCUCUUCACAGAUGACGCCUACAUCACACACAGGGAGAGGAACACUGUCAUCAGCCCCCGUGGCAGAAGACACCACCAACAUAAUUAUGUGGAGGAUCAGGAUGUAAAGAUGACCAAUGAGAACCAGAUUGUCCAUCACAACAAGAAGAAGCAGACGGCAGAUCCAGCUCUUCGACCUAAAACCUGUAUGACUGACGGCGGCAAACAUGGAAAGAGGAGGUACUGACUGUCCGACUGAUGGACUCAUUCUACAAACAGAGGAGCAGAAAGGGGGGGCAAUGGUCCACUGUUUCAUCUGUCUUUCUGGUGGGUGAUUUGGUAAAAAUAAAAAAAAAUUAAAAAUAAUCCUUUACAUUAAGUCCCAAAGCAGCACCAGUGACACUUUGUCAACACUGAAGAAGACAGAUCUUACACAGACCACAGUAUGUUUUCACACACAGUGAACUCCACUUUAUGGUUGGAUUACUCCCCCUGGUCUUCGUUGUGAAAACACACCCGACAGAUAUGUUAUUCUGAACACGUACUGUACAGUCACCUUAGUUCACCCCUCCCACAGUGCCAGGAGAAACCUGCGAGGCUGCAUUUUUCCAGCCCUAUUACUGUGCCUAGUACUCUACACUAUAUCUGUGGCUGCUACUUGUGACUUUUGUGCUGCCUAUUUAUUAUUAAAUGCUGCUUUGUGGUGUGUAAGUACUCAAAAAAACAGCAAAAAAAAAAAAAAAAGCUCAGAGGCCACAUGGAUACACACUGCUAUCAGCAUGUGGCCGACGCUACUUUUAUUAACGAAUUUUACCCACUGACGAGCCUAAUGAGAGCAGAUCAGCGCUCCCGCCACUGCACCACCCAACCGUAAGGCUAUGCAGACACUCAUUUCUAUCUACAAACUAUUUAUAUCUGUGGGCUAAUUUAUUUCAAAGCCUAAUGCUUUUACUUAGGGAAGUGCUUUGGAAGAUUUAUACACAGAUGGCAUAAGCGGUACAAUUGCAGUUGAAAAAA
Molecule: messenger RNA, 5957 nt
Organism: Sphaeramia orbicularis (orbiculate cardinalfish)
Lineage: Eukaryota; Metazoa; Chordata; Actinopteri; Kurtiformes; Apogonidae
Gene: katnip
Product: katanin interacting protein
Exons: 30
Coding region: 16-5187 (1723 amino acids)
Source: RefSeq, a predicted model, not a curated record